Synchytrium microbalum is the source of this 2337-nucleotide messenger RNA. RefSeq lists its product as uncharacterized. NCBI's taxonomy places the organism in Eukaryota, Fungi, Chytridiomycota, Chytridiomycetes, Synchytriales, Synchytriaceae. Gene Ontology annotation, biological process: potassium ion transmembrane transport; stabilization of membrane potential. Gene Ontology annotation, molecular function: potassium ion leak channel activity. The transcript has 9 exons. The record is from RefSeq and is a predicted model, not a curated record. Bases 1 to 2337 code for a protein of 778 amino acids. Gene Ontology annotation, cellular component: membrane.
AUGGAGUCAGCCUUGGAGCAAGCAGUUCCUACAACAGUUAGAUAUGUGGAAGAACUGUCUCACCCCAUUCAAGAGUUUUGGUCUCACCUCCGAGACCCAGAGAGAUCUGCAUCUCGAUGGGCCACCGCAUGUUUAUCGGAAUUGUAUGCAUUGUUCUCUGUCACUAGAGCACUCUGUAUCGAUUUCUGGCUAUUAGCUUCCGCAACGGAAGGAGGAACCGGAAUCGCUUUCAUAGAUAGCUCCCAAACGGCUCUGGUAUCCUUGGCACUUGUCGCCGCUGUAAUUGCGACAUUCUCUAUGUUUAUAACCAACCGUUAUGGGCUUCAUAGACAGAUCUGUGGUGUCAUCGUCAUUAUCUGCACGUUGAUUCAAGGAGCGCUCUGUCUCACGGCUCUAAUAACGUUUGAGAUGAGAAGAGCACGUGUGGAAGGCUCUUCCUCUUCUCAAGGAUGGAUAUCGAAUUUACUCUCAAUACCAGCCAGCUGGUUUGCUUGUACGCUUUGCUGUAUAAACUAUCACGUCUCGAAAUUCAAGGACUAUGACAUUCCCAUUCGAGACAAACGACUGAUAGCUGCUGCAGCCUUUGCAAUUUAUAUGAUAAUAUUUGGUGGUAUCGUCUUCCACUUUAUGGAUGCCAUCCCAUUCGACGCCUCCUAUCAGUUUGCAUUGGUCACACUUUUGACGAUUGGCUAUGGAAAUGUUGUCAUUCAGUCUGUUGGAGGGAGGGCUUUCCUGAUCCUCUAUUCUCUAGUUGGCUUGAUCAUCAUUGGCAAUUUCUUGCUAACUAUACAGGAGAUAAUGGUCGAGAGCGCAGACUUUGAGACUCGAAAACACUUUGAACGUAAACGUAGGCGGCGUGAAGAACGAGCUGCCAAACGCAAGAGAAGAUUAGACAAGAUUGCCCAACAACGAAGAUUGUUAGAAGAAAAGUAUGGUCUUGAGAAGCUAGCUACCGCACCCGUCCAACAUAAAUCAUACAUGAUGCUGGCGAUGGAGUACAUGGGCUACGACACUCCUGAUGUAGUGGACCCUUUCACCGGCAUUAAGGUGUCCGACUGGAACGACGCAUCUGCUAUCGAGGCAAUGGGCUAUGAAGGAGGUCAAACUAGACCAUCAGAUGCUUCCAUCAGCAAUAUCCCAUCCUUCAAUAUGAAGCUCGUUGAUAUCGACUAUCCAAUGGAUACUGCUCAUCCAGACAUUGCAUCUACACCAGUAGAUAUAGGCUUUGAUUAUCCUGUAGAUUCCUCCCCUCCUUCAGAUUUCGUAAUUUCUGGAGCCAAACCGGAUCAACUCCAAAUACCCGAUUCUGGGAACAACAUCAGGCAACAAGGCCUGCCAUUUCAAGAGAUGCCAGAUCCCACUUCACCCGAUAAUAGUUCCAAUGUCGAUUUUGGAGUUCCACUGUCUUCUACUCUGACUUUAACUGAUGGUAUUUCUUCUGUUGAUGAAGAGGAACGAAAAGAAAAGGCAGAAGAAAAGGCAAUGGAAGCUCGACGAUUUCGGCAAAUCGUCUUCUGGUUGUUGACUUAUUGGUUGCUCGGCUCUCUGGUUUUUGAACGUAUAGAGGGAACCUGGACCUAUAGCGACGCAACUUACUUUACCUGGUCAACUAUCACUACAAUCGGUUAUGGCGAUCUGAUACCACAGUCGCCGUGGUCAUGGGAGUUCUGGAAUAUCUUUGUGUUUUUGGAGGUCGGCAUUCUCUCGUACCUUUUGGGUCUCGCAGGCAACAAAUUAGGUCGACGAUUUGCAAGGGGUGCCGAGCAAGCCGAGAAAUGGAGACAAGCCCGCGAAAAUGCUCGACGAGGAGAUGCUGAGACACCCAGUCCUGACAAUGUCGUAGAUGAAACCGCCCAAAACCAACCAGAAAGGGCUUUCCCAGGUCUUCCGUAUGAGGCUUUAGCACAGGACAACUCGACUGACGAUGAUGCUGAAGAUGUUCCUCCUCGGCCGAGUCACAACGAAAGAGCAUCGAAACGGUCAAGUCUUCCGGCCAGCAUUGCCGGUUCAUACCGAGCGCAAACACAACCACGUAAACAGAGCCAGCCACGCAAGGCUUCCCUCGCCACGGAUGCUGAAGAAUACGGUGAAGAUCUGGUUGCUUUGGCAGAAUGGGAUUCUGAGCAAAAUACACGAGAGAAACAAGAGUCGGAACGCUUCCACCGAGAGCUGGAAGCAAACAAGGAUAUAAUCAGAAGGAUUUCUCAGAAUAGAGGUGCCAGAGCUGCCAAUGCUAUCAAGGGGUCGUCGCCAAAGUCUGGUAGUCAAGAGAAAUCUAAUCCAGCAUCUGAAAGUGAGAAUAUGAGACCGCCGCCAGAGUGGGACUAUAUCGGCUGA